CCCCACCCACCCCACCCCACCCACCGUUCUCUCUCUCCCUCUUCUUCUCCCUCGGCGAGCAGAGGGUGGGAGACCAGGCUAAGCGGAGGCAUCCCAGCGAUUCGGCGCGGAGACCGCUUCCUCGGCCGCACCCCCGCAUCCCUCUCCUCCCCCUCCCCCGCGCUCCCCUCCAUUUGUCCCCGCCCCCGCGCCCCCCAAUCUUAACCUCCACACCCGCCCCUGGGCCUCGCUCCUCUGGCCCCAAAUCUUAACCAGCUCCCCCCCCCCCUUCUUCUUCUUCCCCCCUCCCCUCCCCUGUCUCGCCCGCAGCUUCACCGGCAGCGAGGGAAAGAGGGAGGAUGAGCGCGUCCAGGUUCAUAAAGUGCGUCACCGUGGGGGACGGCGCCGUCGGCAAGACUUGCAUGCUCAUCUCCUACACCUCCAACACCUUCCCCACCGACUAUGUGCCAACGGUGUUUGACAACUUCAGUGCUAAUGUUGUGGUUGAUGGCAACACUGUCAACCUCGGGCUAUGGGAUACUGCAGGUCAGGAGGACUACAACAGACUGAGACCGCUGAGUUAUCGUGGAGCUGAUGUCUUCCUUCUGGCCUUCUCACUUAUCAGCAAGGCCAGCUAUGAGAAUGUUUCAAAGAAGUGGAUACCUGAGCUGAAGCAUUAUGCACCAGGUGUGCCUAUUAUCCUCGUGGGAACAAAGCUUGAUCUUCGAGAUGACAAGCAGUUCUUUGUGGACCAUCCUGGUGCUGUUCCUAUCACUACUGCUCAGGGGGAGGAACUAAAAAAGUUAAUAGGCGCACCCUACUACAUCGAAUGCAGCUCGAAGACCCAACUAAAUGUCAAGGGUGUAUUUGAUGCGGCAAUAAAGGUGGUACUUGCGCCACCAAAGGCGAAGAAGAAGAAAAAGGCGCAGAGGGGGGCUUGCUCCAUCUUGUGAUCUAAUCAUCGGUAGACAAAGAACAAGGGCGAAGUUGCCGCCAUGCUAUAUUAUUGUUACGUCUUGCUUCAGCGGAGCUGCACUCUCAUGGUCGUCGUCCCUCCCCCUACCCCACCCUAGGUUACCCACCGGCAGCUGCAGCAAGGUCUCUUUGUCGAGGCAUUGGGCGAUCCAUUUGUUUGAUUUCUCUUCUUCCUGCCUUGUGAUUAUCUCGUGUGACUGACAAGUCGUGGCAAUUUAGGUAACUUGCUUAGUAGACGGUAUUUCCCGUGUUUGAGACCCCGUAAAAAAAAAGUAUCUCGUUGUUAUCUCGGUUCCAUAAGUAGAGACAUGAUGUAAUCGCACUCAGUUUAUUCUAUUUUUGCUUGUUCUUUUCACUUCAAUGGAAAAUUAUGUUUCCUUUCUUGUUA
Triticum urartu is the source of this 1342-nucleotide messenger RNA. RefSeq names its product rac-like GTP-binding protein 6. Lineage: Eukaryota; Viridiplantae; Streptophyta; Magnoliopsida; Poales; Poaceae. Gene Ontology annotation, molecular function: GTPase activity; GTP binding. Gene Ontology annotation, biological process: small GTPase-mediated signal transduction. The record is from RefSeq and is a predicted model, not a curated record.